GCCGUGGGCAACUGGAAAACAAAGAUGGCGGCAGUGGGUGGAGAAGAGUAACAUGGCGGAGACAGGAAUAGACGCGGGGGAGACGAACAAGCCCGUCACUGAUCCCCUGGUUGCGGAGAUCCACAAGAGAAUCCGCGAAGCCUUCAGUCCGUUUGACGAUGACAACAACGGCACCGUAGAUGUGAGGGAAGUAGGAGCUAUAAUUCGCUCGCUGGGUUGCUACCCGACUGAGGCAGAGAUAGGAGAUAUGCUGCAGGAAGUUGAGGAGGAGGAGCCAACUGGGUUCAUUAGGCUGGAGAAGUUUCUGCCAAUGAUGACCAGAGUACUACAAGAGAGGAGAUAUCAGCCUGCAAGCGAGGAGCAGUUGGUUCAAGCCUUUCAGGUGCUGGAUGUUGACAGGAAGUCUCACCUGACUCCAGAGGAAAUCAAAAAGUAUCUGAUGGAAGAAGGAGAGAAGUUCACACAAGAUGAAAUGGACGAAAUGCUGUCUGCAGCAGUGGACAAAGAGAAAGGAACAAUCCUCUACAGAGACUUUGUCACCUACAUGCUACCUGAAAAUGUCCAGUGAUGAUGAUGUGCAUGUUUUUCCAGCUAUAGUGUCGGUCGUCGAUUAUGUAAUCCCGAAUCCCAAUCCAAACGGCUGCAGUUUAUCUCGAGGUCAAAGUAGAUGUACUUGCUUCGACUUUUCUUCAGUUGGCCAUGCUGCACAACCUGCCUGAUUGCGAAAUACCCCAGAUUGAGGUGUUCCUCCGCACGUAUCCGGUUUAGCACACAUCUUUCUCCGUCACUGUUGUCGUCGCAAACUGUAAGCGAUAUCUGAACUGUAGCUGAAGGAGGGAGAGGAGGGCAUUUGUCUGACGUGUUGAUACGAACUAUCAUCGUCACGUACUCCCCACAGUCGCUGGAUUCCCCGUAGGGGUAGAGUUGAAACAACAACUUUGGAUUGUGUCGACCGAGAUUUGUGUCCAGCUCAAAUUUGUGCGAUCGCGAGAUGCAGCGUUUUUCGUCGUGAUUCCAAAUCGGUUUCCCCAAGUCGUCUCUCGGAACCCGCCACGUGAUAGCAUUUCCAGAGUUCCGCUUUGUCUUGUGCUUCCCGAAUAUGUUCAGGCAUUUCUUCCAUUGUUUUUCCUUGCAAGUUAAUCCUGGCUUGUUUGCCUGGCGAGGCCCGCCUAUAGCAGCACCCUCUGGCGCAGGUAGCUGAUUAGUAGAAUCAGCCUCCUUCCCCACACCUGUGAGAACAGAGAUAUUGAAACACAGAGUGCGUGACAAAGAUACACGCUAUCACAUCCACUGCACAAUGCUUCUCUCCUUAGAAGGCUGUAGAAGUGUAGUAAGGGGAAAUUGGAUUCUCAGAAGGAAACUGGAGAACACUUGCAACAACAACUACAGGAAUUGGAUUAAGUGUCACAAACGCCAACCUUGUGUCAUCAUAUUAUUUUCCAAGUCUCCAGUAUCGUCUUGCAGUAGUAGAGAGGCCCGUGGCGUUCUUGACAGCUCCAAAUCUUUCUGCUCAGGGUGCAGGCUGUCACUCUCGUUUGCUGCGAGGAGUGGUUGGAGUCUCCUUUGCCGGGCUUUUUUGUGGCGACUAGCGAUGGCAGCUGGACAUUCAAGUGUAUCUCUUCUUUCUUCAUAGCCACCUUCUUCCUGGUCGCUGUAUAUCUCACUCACACGAAUGGCCUCCAACGCUCCUGGGUGCUCUGGGUGUACAAGAGACAAAGGAGCGAUCCUAGAUGGAAGAGUCUGUGCCACUGGCUCAAAGUGAACUGCGGAUGAUGUAUUAGUAAACUCUUGUCCCCGAGGAAGGCUUAUGGUGAGAUUAGCUGUGACGUGGUGGAAGAGCAUUGUGGAAGCUCGAUCGAGAACAGCUUCAGUAGCCGAGUUCAAAGAGUUGUAGCUACUGCUGUUGGAUGAGGAAUAGCUAUUCGGGUACGAGUGACUGAUUUGACUACUCUGAGAUAUAGACCUGAGAGACAUGCUGGUUUUACUCGGUGGGAUGUGAGGACAAUCUUGUGGGGUUGCCCCUUGUUCAUGAGCGUCUAAACCGGACUGACUUGUUGUAGUAGCGUGUUCGAGCGAGCCCCCGCACUGGUGGUCCCCUGAUAUCUGUCCUUCGACGAAACCCUGUGUGAGACUCGUGGGUCCACUAGAGACAGAGUCCAGAUUGCUGGACGUGGAUUUUGAGAAUGGGGGAAGAGGAUCAGUGGCAGAUCUUCUCCUGCGGCCAUUUCUCCCCCUUUCUGUCACCGUCGG
Molecule: messenger RNA, 2250 nt
Organism: Geodia barretti
Lineage: Eukaryota; Metazoa; Porifera; Demospongiae; Tetractinellida; Geodiidae
Source: the annotation of a GenBank genome assembly